Dermatophagoides farinae (American house dust mite) is the source of this 1929-nucleotide messenger RNA. RefSeq names its product Methyl methanesulfonate sensitivity 4 (gene mms4). Gene Ontology annotation, cellular component: nucleus; Holliday junction resolvase complex. The record is from RefSeq and is a predicted model, not a curated record. Gene Ontology annotation, molecular function: crossover junction DNA endonuclease activity. Lineage: Eukaryota; Metazoa; Arthropoda; Arachnida; Sarcoptiformes; Pyroglyphidae. Gene Ontology annotation, biological process: replication fork processing; double-strand break repair; resolution of meiotic recombination intermediates.
UUUACUUUUGUUUUUAUAUUUAUUUUUAUUUCAUUCAAUUAUAACAAAUCAAAUUCGAUCAUAAUAAUAAUUCAUGGAUCCAAUCGAAUUGAGUGAUGAUUCAAUGGAUGAUUCAUUACUUAAGCCGAUUCCGAUAAGUAAAGAUUAUCAUCAAAAAACUAAAUCCAAACCAAUCAUCGUAACGAAUGAAAAUGACGACAAAGAUGUAAUUGUUGAAUUAUCGAUUACAAAACCUUCAAAGACUUUUAUACCAUCAAAUUGCAUGCCAAAUGGUUCGGUCAAUGAUGAUGAUGAUGAUAGUGAUGUACAAAUCAUUGAAGAUCAUGAAGAUCAACCAUUAAAUUCUUCAUCUGAUAAACUAUUAUUGUAUACAUCGAUUAAAGAUAAUCCCGCCAACAUUGAGAAUGAUUUCAUCAAUAUUCGAUUUGAUGAUGGUGAUGAUGAUGAUCAUUGGAUUGAAUUAGAUUCCAAUGAUUCAUUGUGUCAUAGUACACCAUUGAUUCGAGUGGUGGAUAAAAAAUAUGAUAACAAACCGUCGACCAAUCGUAAAAUUCUAUCGAGAAGUAAUAAAAAAGCUUUGAUACAAUCACGAAAGUUGAAAACAUUGAUAAAUAAAAACAAAACAAAACGUGUCAAACCAAUUAGUAAAAAUUUAUUCGAAAACAAUGAUGAUGAAGAUGAUGAUGAUGGACAGAAUCGACCAACGAAAAUUCAACAAAAAGAUGUCAUCAAUUAUACGACCAUAAUGAUCGAUUCGUGUCUGUUUGAUCUAGCCAAACAGGAGAUUCAAACAUUAUUUCAUUCGAAAAGUAUUGGCUACGAGAUUCAAGAUAAAUGGAAAGAUUACUGUGUCACAUGGAAAUGUCAUCCUGAACUUGAAACAAUGAUUUUGGCUGCAAAUCGUAAUGGAAAUUCAUUAUUUAAAUGUAUGAAAAUAUCGAAUAAUUUUCUAUUCGAUCAUCUGGUUAUAUUAAUUCAAUGUGAUCAAUUACAUACGUUUCUGGAUUCAUAUUUAAUUUCACAAGAUGAACCAAAAACGAAUGAAUUAUUUGAUUUGAUUAAAAAACAAUGUCGAAAUUAUGAUAUCUACAACGUAAGCUUGAUUAUCUAUCAAAUGGAAAAACAUCUACGAUCACAGCAAAAAAUUCGGGACGAAUCAUUUAAACGGAGAAUCAAUGAUAUGAUUGUAGCCGAAAAUAUAGACAGUGAAAAACCGCCAGCUAAAAAUCGUCGAAAACAAAAUAAAAAACAAUGGCCAUAUAAACAUUCAAUGACAGCCGACAAUAUCGAUAUGUUAUUGAUUGAUUGUAAAUUUAAAUUCUUACAUCAUUUCAUUGAUGAUGAUCAAAAUCAAUCACGUUCGAAAUUAUCAUUCAUCAAUGUGGAUAGUGGACUGGAAUUGGCCAACAUAUUGUUUCGUUAUUCACGUUCAAUUGUCGAACAAAUUUUUCGUAUCGAUCGUCAAGGUCGUACGAAUAUGGAAUUUUUUGCUUUAUCCGAAAAAAAUCAGACAAUUGAUCCUUUGAAAGAUGGUGAAAGCAAACGUCAACUUUGGUUACAGCAAUUAUUACAAUUUCCCAAUAUUAGCCAUGAUGUUGCCGAAGCUAUUGUUAAUCGUUUUCAUAGUCCUUUGAUAUUAUUCAAUGAAUUGAUGUUCAAAUCAUCAUCAUCGAUUACCGCUAUCAAUAUGCUAUCCGAUAUACAAUCAAUGUCAAAUACAAACCGGCGAGUUGGCAAUGAAUUGGCAACAAAGAUUUAUCUGUUCAUGACUAGUAUUAAUCCAGAUCAAGUCUUGAAAACCGGAUAGCCAACAUUUUAUGUCCAUUUCAUUUAUUUAUAUUAAUUUUUAAAUUUCUUCGGAUCAACGCCAAAUAGUGUUUAGUAUUUCAAAAUUUAUUUUUUUUUCUAAUAAAACAAGUCAUACUUAAA